AUGUCUACCGGACUGGAUUCGUACGCAGCCUUUGAGGCAAGAGCCAUCAAAAUAGGUUUAGAGCCUGAGGUCAUCAAGCUGCUGAAGGAUGGAGGCGUGAAUAGCUUCGGAUCCUAUGCGUUUGUCACGGCAUACCAGCCUGGACAGGGUGAUGAGCAACCCCUUGUUGACUCCCUCAAGACCAUCAUGAAACGAGCACCCACAGCAACUGAGAUGAUCGGCCUUAGGCGUCUUUUCUUCGAAAGUUGCACCUUGGCAUUGAGUGAGCUGCAGCAAAGAUCAGAGAACAAUAGCAACCCGGAGCCUUCCAAAAUGCCCAUUGCCGAGCGCAAUUCACGGUUGGCGUUGCAGAGGGAUAGGCUGAAAGGAGUUCAUUUUAGCACAGAGACCGAGCCAUCGCAUAAACUAGCUGACUUGGUCAACCAGUUUGCCAUCGACCAGAGCGUAGAGUGGCUACCAUGGGAAAAGCUGACCUCCCGGUCCAGUGAGAUCACCCAUUCGGAGAAGGAUCUGCGCAUUUCUUUUGAUUCGUCAGGCAACUUGAAGCUGGCCCCAAAGGAGUCGGCCAACGAGGCCCCUGUGAAUGGAGAGAUGCGGAUUCGGCAGGCGCUAGCGCGACGAGCGCGCGCGUUUGACCUUGCAGAAUUAUGCAGUUUUACCAAAAUGGAGGAGUGGCAUGAGAAGCUCUUUGAGGCAUACCAAAGGGAGCCCUUGCCGAACGCCAUGCCCUUGUCGUUGAGUCAGCUUCGGGAAGCCGAUAAGGUUUUGUUUAGGAAGCUGGCUGAAAAGACAAGGGGAUCUUUGGUGCAAAAGGCAGAUGGUACAAAGCCCAUGGAAGCCGCCAUGGAUGACCUCAUGAAUUGUGCAGAGGGUGCGGUCGACUCAGUAAGACUGCGCAACAAGAAGGGUUUGCCAUUUUGGCAGUUGAUGGCCUUAGGAAUUCGCAUCGUGUCGAGUAACAAGCCAGAGCGAUUAGAGAAGAUCCGGGAAUUGCUUGUGGACUUGAAGAAAGGCGGAAAGGUCACCAAGAGGCAAGCGCAAGUCAUCCAUGGUAACCUAAACUUUGCUAUGGGUUUUUGCAUGGGUCACACGUUGAAGAUUGCCGCACGGGCUUUUGCAUCCUUGUCUGCCGGCGAUCAGAACGUCAGCCCUAAGGCGCUGAAUAAUUUGUGUGACUGGACCUUGGACCUUUUGAAGUUGCUGAAUCCGAGAGAGUGGACCGCUGGGAUGACUGGCGACCCGGUUGUGAUUUUCACUGACGCUGCUUACGAAGACGGAGUUGCUACUUACGGCAUUGUGUUCCUAGAUGCUCCAGCGGGAUACCGCACAGCGCUGGGCGGACGCAUCCCGGAUUUCCUUGUGAAUGUGUGGCAUGAGCUUGGGAGCGAACAAGUGAUCACGUUGGCUGAAGCUUUUGCCGCUCUUCUGGCAAGAUACCUUUUCCGAUCUAGGAUCUUGAAGAGAAGGCUACUUGUAUUCAUUGACAAUGAGGGUGCCAGGCACACGCUGAUUAAAGCGUCCAGCCAUACCCUGGCCCUCUUGCAGAUUGCUCAACUCUUCAACUCCUGCAGCGAAUAUGAUUUUGCCCUGGCAUGGAUCGAGAGG
Messenger RNA from Durusdinium trenchii, 1605 nucleotides. The record is from the annotation of a GenBank genome assembly. NCBI's taxonomy places the organism in Eukaryota, Dinophyceae, Suessiales, Symbiodiniaceae.